UUGCCAGGUCUUUGUGGGACACCCUGUAUAAUAAUGGUAAGCGAGGGGGGUUAGGUCUAUUAUGCAAUUGUAAGUUAACUUAUUCGUCAAGUCUAGUAAUUACUAAAAAAUACUACUGUAUUCAAUCAUUGAUUUACUGGAAAACCGAUCCAAGGUUGAUUUCCUGCAACUAAAAUCGAAUUGCGCUAUUAAAAACUAACAAUCAUCAUGGAAGAUUAGAAGCUAUCACUAUGCAUAGAAGAUCAUCGUUGUACGGGGGUAGGCAAGGUUUAUAGAUUAUAAUAUAGGUUGCCUCACAGUCACGUAAACAUUGAAAUCUCCCCGCAGCACCAUAGUUGCCAUUGACGUCACCCGCCGUACAAGCGGUCGGCGGCGGCGGCGCUCUGUUGCUGUAUAUUCGUACACGGUAUACGCGUAAAUACAGUAACAAAUGUCUCAUGUAAUCCACGUUAAUUAAUAUUAACAUUGUUAAUUAUUAUUUAUAUACUAUUACACUCGUCUAUACUAAAAAACGACAACAUAUAAAUUGUAUAUUUAAUAUUUAUACAUAGGUAAACAUAUAAAACAUAGUAAUCAUAGAGUAAAGGCUUUGGCUACUUCAUCUCUAGUCCAGUGCACUUGCUUUUGUUUUUUCAAUACUAAAUUCAAUUAAUAUAAUCUAUAAACCUUGCGGUGUAGGCGCAUUUUUAUUUUGCAAUAAUCAUUUAUCAUUUUUUAUGCAGUGCAAGCAUACCGCUUGCAUCGAGUGGGAAAAUAAUUGCGUUGGUCACACUGACUGCGUUACCAAUGUUAAUACGGAGUAGGGCGCCCCUCCACCCGACAACGACCCUUCGAGUUCGGGGGGUUGAAACGAUAAACAUAUAUACAGCUGCCACUCGCAAGUGGACCGCCGGUAGAGUUCAACCCCUCGUGUUCCCAUUGGUUCAAAAUCUAAAUGACCCUUCGCCAUUCUUCCUACCCACCUGAACACCUGUACAGAGUGAUCAAUACUUCUGGGCUAUUGUGCACACUUUGCGACGCUUGGUAUUACAGUAGCUGUUGUAUCGCCGAACUGUUCGCGGUGGAAUCUGUUGAAUGUAUAUUUUUAUAUACUAAAUUAACAUUUUAGUGCACCCAGUGUCAAUGUACACAGUGAAAUCCGUCAUUCAUUAUUUGUGAGCCAUUCGCUUACCGGUUUCCACCCGCUGUUCUGCUUGAACGUGUCGCCGAAGGAGUUGUCAAUCGACUAAACUGUUGUUCCUCUAAGUUUGCGCUUUUGCCAUUCGCCGUACGACUAAGAUGUAUUGGACUGUUCAUUUGCACAGUAGUCCACGACGGAUCAAUUAUGCUGCAGUCGUUGUUGGCUCGAGUAUAAUUACAUUCGGUGGCUAUUAUAACGCAAAAGCAGAUGAUGAGGAAGCACUAACUAUAUUCGCAUUGGACACAGUCAAGUUGAAAUGGUGGAAGUUAGACAAAGUUAAUGACGUUAAUGCUCCGUCCCAGAGGUGUGGCUUUUCGACAGUGGCCUAUGACAAAAAAAUAUACUUGUGGGGAGGGAAUAAUGACUUCUUCGUAUGCGGCUCAGUGUUUUGUUAUGAUACGGAAACUUUGAAAUGGUCUAUAUCAAAAGUUCAAGGAUACGUACCUGAACCUAGAAGUGGCCAUUCUGCUUGUAUGAUAGGCCAACGUAUGUACAUUUAUGGAGGACGUUAUGAACGUUACUUUUGUCCGGAAAUGUGCAUGUAUGAUGUCGUCGAAAACACAUGGUAUACAAUUCAGACGGAGAACAAUCCACCGCCGAUUCAAGAUUUCCAUACAGUAACUGCUGUUGGUGAUAGAAUGUACAUAUUCGGAGGUCGUUGUGGUAAAAUUAUAAAAAAUCGAAAAGAUCAUGAAGUCUAUUCUUCAGAUGUGUAUUAUUAUGAUACAACAUUAAAUAUUUGGGUGCGCCCUAUUGUUCACGGACAUAAACCACCCGGGCGACGAAAUCAUUCUGCAUUUUUUCACAACAACUUUUGGUACAUAUAUGGCGGAUUCGAUAAAAACGAAAAGACCUAUUUUGACGACCUUUACCGCUAUAACGUUGUUAGGUCGACAUGGUCGAAGGUAACGCCAAUAGGUACUGCUCCUUGUGCCCGAAAACGACAAAUUUCUUUGGUAGUCGAAGAUAGAGUAUUCAUAUAUGGUGGGAUAAGUCCGCUUCCAGUUACCCGGUUAUUUCCCACGAGAGGACCAAAGAUUUGUAGACGAAAGGGUAAUCGGCUAAAACAUCAUGAUGAUCUUCACGUAUUGGACCUAAAUCCUAGUUUGAAAGAUAUUUGUCUUGUUAAAUUUUGCGAGAGUGUUAAUGACGAGAAAAUGAUUUCUUCGAAAGACCUUUGUAUCCCUAAGACAUUAAGAAGAGAUUUAUAUUUUCAUCAACCAACUGAUAUCUUUAAUGUAACAAUAACGGAUAGUGAAUACGAAGACGAAGAAGAGUAUGAAGUAUUCUUCCAGUAAAGACAAGCUGCAACGAUAAAACAUUUUUUAAUCAGUUCUUAUUUAGUACCAAUUUAGAAAUUUAAGUUUAAGAAAAAAGUUUUUAUAAAAAAAACAUCUGUUAUUAAGCAACUUAUUGACUUUACUUAUUUACUAUUAAACUCCUAAUGGAUUGAUUAUUAUAAUACAUUACUUUCUUGUGGAUCUAUUUGUAGUGGACAAGUAUCAUUAUAUCAUGUGCCAAAAAAAUGUAAAACCGUGAUAUCGUUGUGUUUAUAUCGAGUACUUUUUUUUUUUUUGCGAGUGCAAUAUUGUAUCUAGGGAAGAUGAGGAUUUGUUAAAUAUCAAUAUAGUUAUAAGUACCAAUUUAAAACAACAAAAACCUUACACUGUAGGAAUAGGUACAACAAAUAUGAAGAUUUGAAAAAAACUCGUUUUUUGUGCAAGACUUUAGAUUGUAUAAUAAUAUGCACUUUUUAACUUAUUCAACUUGUUAACUUCUUAUAAAUAAUUAAGUUUUAAUAAUUAUUUGAUUAUUAUUAUACUUAGAUUAAAUACACUUGCAGCCGACACAGCUUAAAAGUAGGUACUAUUAGUCGAGCUGUACAUUUUAGCCUUAUUUAGUCAUACAU
Molecule: messenger RNA, 3089 nt
Organism: Adelges cooleyi (spruce gall adelgid)
Lineage: Eukaryota; Metazoa; Arthropoda; Insecta; Hemiptera; Adelgidae
Product: kelch domain-containing protein 3-like
Exons: 7
Coding region: 1279-2478 (399 amino acids)
Cellular component (GO): cytoplasm
Molecular function (GO): chromatin binding; protein binding
Source: RefSeq, a predicted model, not a curated record